Hemisphaericaspora subhashii is the source of this 405-nucleotide messenger RNA. RefSeq lists its product as uncharacterized. The record is from RefSeq and is a predicted model, not a curated record. NCBI's taxonomy places the organism in Eukaryota, Fungi, Ascomycota, Pichiomycetes, Serinales, Debaryomycetaceae. The transcript has a single exon. Bases 1 to 405 code for a protein of 134 amino acids.
AUGUCAGACAUCUUUAAUAAUUAUUGUAUAAACUGUGAUAAGUUAUGUACUCAAAAUUCAGUUUAUUGUUCAGAAGAAUGUAAAUCAAUAGAAUAUCAACAAUCACUGACUCCAAUUUCUUGCAACAGUCCGACUUAUUCAAAUACCACCAAUAACAAUCAGGAAUUGGUUUCUCCAUUAUUAACUCCAGCCCUUUAUCAUCAUCAAUAUUUACAUUCAGAAUUAUGUCAAUCUCCAUUAAUUCUUAGUACUAAUACAGGAAUAAUACAAGAAGAAGAAAGUACACGAGAAUUGGAUUAUUUUGAUUUGAAUUAUAGUGUUAAUUCAAAUGUUAAUUAUUCUAAUGCUACUGAUUUAGUUAAUUCAACUUCCCAUAAUUAUCGUAAAUGGUUAACUGCGUUGUAG